This is a messenger RNA of Gymnodraco acuticeps, 929 nucleotides long. RefSeq names its product NFX1-type zinc finger-containing protein 1-like. The record is from RefSeq and is a predicted model, not a curated record. Bases 285 to 728 code for a protein of 147 amino acids. NCBI's taxonomy places the organism in Eukaryota, Metazoa, Chordata, Actinopteri, Perciformes, Bathydraconidae. The transcript is spliced from 6 exons.
CAAGAGUUGACCUGGGAUGACGCUCAGCUUUACUGCAGGACACGCUACACAGACCUGGCCACGGUUAGAAACCGGAAGGAGAAUCAGAUCAUUCGUCUUUUGUUCACAGACCUGACCACAGUUUUGCUCAAUCCAGAAAUCAUGAAAAGGGCCCCGGAACCAGCACUUUUAGUCCCACCACCUGUAGCCACAUUAAGGGGCGUGUGGAUCGGCCUGUUUAGCCAGAUCUGGGCAGUAAGUACACGGCCUGGUCUUCAGUGAGCACUCUGAUCCAGAAGAACCUGAUGAUGAAGACCCACAACCCUGCAAGGUAUUCUCUGACAGAAGAGGGUCUGGCUUUAGGGGAGCUCGAGUCUUUAGAGGGAACUAAAGGUCCAGAAGGAGACAGAGAGGAGGCCAGGAGUGAAGGAAACGAGCAGGAGGAGGGAGAAGAAGGUGGCCCGGGGAUUGUGGACCUCACUGUUAGUGAUGAUGACGAAGAGGAGAAGGAAGAGGAGAGAAUACAACCUGCAGAGAGGCCGACCUCCUCUGCUUCCCAGCCGAGGGUUCUCGUUCCUGGGAUGUUCUUUUCAGGAAACCCCGAAAUGUACCGAGCAGAAACCCAAAUUCCUGGAGUCUCCUUCCCGGCUCCUACGAGAUCAUCCUCUGUGUGGACUUCAUUGAGACAACGGGCGGAAGCAAAAACUGCAAGCAGGAUCUGGUCAAAGAGCUGCAGAGGAACGGAGUGACGUUCGAUGUGAGGAAGCUCAACGUGGGAGAUUUCCUGUGGGUCGCUCGGGAAAAGGUCGCGCCUAUUCCAGGACACGGGAAUGGUCGGAUAAAAGUGGCUCCACCUUCCGCUACUGGAAAACAGGACAGCCUGAUAAUGAUGGGCGAAGUCCGAACUGUAUUGCAACUGAUCUGGGCAACAAUGGCCUGUGGUCCGAUGA